GUUCUCCAUGGGCCUCCUUUCUCUUUCUCUCGUCGUCUCAUUUUCCUCAGCCUAUCAGUGCCUUGGUGCCGAUCCGCCAGGCGCCAGCACCCCGAAUGCCCACAACCCACAUAGCAGAAUGACCGUGGAUGACAUUUUGUUGAGGAGACGCAACGAUAGGCGCCAUGUGCGAGAAGUGUGGAUUUUCCUGGGCAGCGUCCUCGUCUUUUUUACCAUUGUCAACUUCUUUCGAAAGCUGCUGAGACUUGUUGCUCGUCGCCGUGGUGCCAAAUCACGCAGUCCACGGGCUACCGCACACGCAGGUCACACUGACGCAGAGAAGGCAGAGCAACCGCGCUCUGCUCCUCAGCCCCCUGCCUCAGUGUUAUCGCGGGUCGCCUCGUCUAUCUCAACGGUGUUUCGGAUCGUCGCAUUCCGAUGGUCGCUGUGGCUUGGACCCAACAACUUGGGCUCUCUUGGUGAACUUGCCUUCAUCCUGCUUUACAUUUCGGCCAACCUCAUUUGGUUGCUCGUCGACACUCGAAAUCUCAACAUUGACUGGUACAAGACCAGGGCAGGGAUGAUUGCGACUUCCCAAAUCCCCCUUGUAGUCGGACUUGCGAACAAGAACAAUGUUGUUUCCUAUUUGACUGGCGUCGGGCAUGAAAAGUUGAACGUUCUUCACCGGGCUUCAGGACGCACUGUGCUUUUCUUUCUAUGGAUUCAUGCCGUAGGGCGAGUAAUCAAUGGCCUCCCCCCACACACAGACUUUACGCACCACUACAUGCAAGCGGGGAUUGCGGGACUGGCAGCUUUGACAAUCGGCACGUUCCUCUCAAUGCGAAUCUUCCGACAAGCACUCUUUGAGUUUUUCUACUACGGGCACAUCUUCCUUAUGCUAAUCUUUGUCAUAACCGGAUUCAUCCACGUUUAUCCCCUAGGGUAUGCCUACUACAUCUGGCCAUCCUUCAUACUAUGGGGCUUGGAUAGAGCAAUCCGCCUGGGCGGGGUCUUCUGGAACAAUGUAUUGCGAUGCACCGAAUCCAACAAGGCACAAGCGACUGUCGAGUUACUGACACCUGAUACGAUCCAACUGACGAUGCAACGCAAGUUCUCGUGGAAGCCUGGCCAGCAUGCCUACGUCUGCAUUCCCAAAAUCAGCCGACUCCCCUUUGAAUUCCACCCUUUCACCAUUGCCACCAUCCCCGAGAACCUCAACGGGACCAGACCUGAAGAAAAGACAGUUGCGUUCUUCAUUCGAUCUCGAGAAGGGGUAACAAGGCGUCUCCGCAAGUACAUCUCUGAGAAUGGGUCCGGCAGUGUAACCGCCUACGUGGAUGGCCCAUAUGGGGCACCUCCUGACCUUUCCUGCUAUUCAACAGCUAUCCUCAUUGCUGGUGGCUCUGGUAUUUCUUACACCCUUCCAUUGCUCCUGGACCUCAUCCGGCGAUCAUCGACUGGGGCAAGGUCGGACGUUGAGCGUGUCAAGUUUGUCUGGGUAGUACGAGGGGAGGGACAUCUCCCAUGGAUAAACAGCAUCUUAUCCGAGGCGCUGAUGGUGGUAAAGCAACCUCUCGUGGUCGAUGCCUGCAUAUAUGUCACGGGAACAAGCGUACACAGAAACACAUCGAAGCUGACCAGCUCCAUCUCGAAAACCGAAAAGGACAUCCUUUUCGUGGAACCUGAGAUAACGGAGUCCUACCUUGCCAAGAUCUACCAUGGCCGGCCGAACCUGCAAGAGCUCUUUGACGAAGAGAUCACGAACGCCCAGGGACCUGUGUCCGUCGAUAUCGCCGGUCCAUUUGGCCUGACAGAGUCGGUGAAAGGUGCCUUGGGCUCCGGUGCUGCCAGUGCAGGAUCCGUGCUGAACGGACGCCAUCCUGUUACUCUGCAUGUGGAAACCUUUGGGAUGGGGGGCGCCUGA
This is a messenger RNA of Coprinopsis cinerea okayama7#130, 1903 nucleotides long. RefSeq lists its product as hypothetical. The transcript has 11 exons. Gene Ontology annotation, cellular component: plasma membrane. Gene Ontology annotation, biological process: intracellular iron ion homeostasis; copper ion import; iron ion transport. Gene Ontology annotation, molecular function: ferric-chelate reductase activity. Bases 119 to 1903 code for a protein of 594 amino acids. The record is from RefSeq and is a predicted model, not a curated record. Lineage: Eukaryota; Fungi; Basidiomycota; Agaricomycetes; Agaricales; Psathyrellaceae.